AGAGGCCCAGGGCAGCGCCACACAACAGUGGCAGUAUCGACAAACGUUCACACAACGUUUAGACGUAACAAUUCUGUGUCACUUCAUUUCUUAUUUUAGUAACUAGAUCAUUUCAAACUUAAAUUUUCCCCGUUUUAGUUGUUUAAGUGUUAAGUGUAUUUUAUGAUGUUUUAAUAACACGAAGUGCGGCACCCAUACAUGCAAUAUUAGGCAAUUACGUAAUGGGAAUUAUUAUGCUAGAGAAGUUUAAAGUUUUACCCUGAAAUUCAACAUGGCCGCUGACACAGGAAUGGAUACUUGCUCCAGUCCGGAGAUCACGGACUCCAGAAAGCGCCCGCUGGACGGGGACUCUGAGAAUGGCGACGUCAAGAGGUCGCACUUCAGCUCCGUGCAAGACCUGGUGACGGCCUUGCCUCUGGCCAACGGCCAUGGAAAUAUUACGUCUCAUUUUGCAGUGGAGCCGACAUACCACUUCAAAGUACUGGUGCCGUCCAUGGUGGCCGGUGCCAUCAUCGGAAAGGGCGGUGAGACCAUCGCGCAGCUGCAGAAGGACACCGGCGCGAGGGUCAAGAUGAGCAAGUCCCACGACUUUUAUCCUGGUACGACGGAAAGGGCGUGCCUGAUCACCGGCUCCGUUGAGGGCAUCAUGGUAGUGCUGGAGUUCAUCAUGGAGAAGAUAAAGGAGAAACCCGAGCUGGUCAAGCCCUUCCCCGAGGGAGUAGACACCAAGAUGCCCCAGGACAGAGAUAAACAGGUGAAGAUCCUCGUGCCCAACUCCACGGCGGGCAUGAUCAUCGGCAAGGGUGGCAACUACAUCAAGCAGAUCAAGGAGCAGAGCGGGAGCUACGUGCAGAUCUCGCAGAAGGCUAAGGAGCUGUCUUUACAAGAACGCUGCAUUACUGUUGUGGGCGAAAAAGACAACAACAAGAAGGCCUGCGUCAUGAUCCUCCAGAAAGUGGUCGACGACCCGCAGUCCGGGUCGUGUCCGAACGUGUCGUACGCGGACGUGGCCGGGCCCGUGGCCAACUACAACCCCACCGGGUCGCCGUACGCCGUGCCCACCGCCGAGGUGACCGAGAACCACGCGCUGGGCGCAGGCGUGGUCGGUGGUUCCGUGCUGGUUAACGGUUCAGGACUCGGCGCGCUCAGCCUCACACUGUCGCUGGCGCCGCCCGGCUCGCAGCAGCAGACACCCCUCACACAACACACGCUGGACCACAUCAAGAUGGCCCUCCGGCAGUCGGGGUACUCGGACGCGGGCAUCUCGGAGAUCUCGGCGGCGCUGGCGCUGCUGGUGAAGCACGGCGUGCUGGGGCUGGCGCUGCCGGCCGCGCUGCCCGCCGCGCCGCUCUCCGCCGCCUUCUACCCGCUGCCCACGCACGCGCACGCGCACGCGCACGCGCACGCGCACCAGGACCAGCCCGUGUUCGGCCCGCUGUCGCAGGUCGGCCUAGGCGGCGGCCGCGGCGGCGCGUCGUUAGAGCGUUUCGCGGAGGUAGCAUUCGAUGCGCUUCGGCCCCCAGCCGUGGCGCCCAUCUCGCUGUCGGCGCAAGUCGGCUCCGUGGCGGGCGUGCCGUCCGUGCCCGGCUUCCCCGCCGCCUCCCUGUUGCCGCUCAGCAAGUCGCCCGCGCCCGCCGACCAGGGCGCCAAGGACUCCAAGAACGUCGAGAUCGCCGAGGUCAUCGUCGGCGCCAUCCUCGGUCCGGGCGGCCGCAGCCUGGUGGAGAUCCAGCAGAUGUCGGGCGCGAACAUCCAGAUCAGCAAGAAGGGCACGUUCGCGCCAGGCACGCGCAACCGCAUCGUCACCAUCAGCGGCUCCGCCUCCGCCAUCGGCAACGCGCAGUACCUCAUCGACCAGAAGAUCCAGGAAGAGGAGAUCAAACGCACGCGCCACAACGCGCUCUCCGCCGCCUCCGUCUCCGCCGCCACCGCCGGCCUCAUGCAGUAGUCUAGUCAUACAUGUCAAGGCAGUGCGCAAGGCGACAGUUACCUUGCCGCGACAAAAUCUCACCCCAACUCGGUACAGUGUGUCGAAUCACUAGUUCUUUCGAUUUUUGUGAGAAAAAGACUAGUGUCGAGGUGUCUGGGCGCAUAAUCCGCACUUUUAUCAUUUCCUUUUCCAUGUGAAACACGAUUGUGUCAUUGAAAAGAUACGUUUUUGUGACACCUCACAGGAUCGAAAGAGCUCUUGGUUCUGAUUAAAAACUACACAGAAUGUAACGCUUGAGGGUUCGGUUUGUAACGGCCUUACUGCUAGUUAAGAGUUAUUGUUUUGUUUGACGCUCGCAGCUCUCGACGCUUGCCGCGUAGCGUAGCGGGGAGCGUAAAGUGUAAAUGGGGCCGUGCAAUAUGCAAGCGACCCGCCGCGGCACGCGUCGACACAUAGUUACCUAUUUACAAAUAGAUUUUAUUCUAUAUUAUUGAUUUUAUGCAUGUACUAUAGUGUUGGACAUAUAUCUGGUAUAUUUUGUUCGUCGCGGUCUGCCUAGCAGAGGAUAUUGUUGUGUAAGGUUAAUGAAGUUACGAUUGUGAUAAAUCCUAUCACGGAAAUUCCUAUUCCAUGCACAUUUUAUUUUUGUAUAUUGUUCACCGUGCAUCGCAUACAUUUUAUUUACAGAGUUGAUAUCAUUGUAAAUGUUACCAUUGAUAAGUUAUGUUUAGUUAUUAUAGGUUAGUUGAAACUUGGAUUCGGAUAAGCGAUAAGCGAGCCGCCUAAGCCUCGGUUGACAUAAUAAUUUUGUUUCGUUUUAUAUUUGACUCGAAUGGUCCGGCUAGCGGAGUCGUCGUCAUUCCUCAUUUCUGAACGUGAAGAUCUUUAUUUUUUAUACAUUUUUAAAUAUUUCGUUUUAUUUUUGUUAGGAACGUUUCGCAGCCGUCGUCCGGUCUAAAAUCGUUUGACAACAAUAUGAGUACAAUCUAAACAAAAUGUUAUAAUACAUGUCCAGAAUAGUAGAGAAUUAUAUUUGACGAUACGUAUCGUUGCAGAUAUGUUAAUAUUGACAAUAUGACAGAAAGUUAUUUACAGUCGGAGCAGGCCGGGCGCGCUCGUGCCGCUCGCAGGCCUCGCCGCUCGGCCGCCAGUUACCUCACGUGCCAUGUUGUGAGCGGGCUCCAGGGUCGAGGUUAGUCUCGACCCGUCACCCCGCGACCCUGUCCGCUGCCCGUGCGGCGAUAUACUUAUCGAGGAAUGAAGUACAAAUGAAGUGUAAUAAAUAAUAAUAAUAAUGAAUUCGAAUCGGCUUAAAGAGUUAAUUGUAUGUAACGUACGAUAGUGUGUAAGAAAAGGAAUUGAGAGGCGUUUCUCGAGCUCGAGCUCGCGCUCCGCCACCGCCGUGGCCGCGCGACCUGCCGAUGCCGUAGACUAGCGUAACUAUGUACCCUAUAGCUAGAACUUAUAUUAUAUAUUCAAUCUUUAAAGUGUAGGUAUCGCUGUUAACUUUCCGGUGUUUUCGACUUUCUCAUUCAUCUUAUUAUAUACGGGGUAGUGCAGAUAUCGUCUAGUGUCAAUUAUCGGGCGGGCGGGGCGGUACCUACUCCGGCCCCGCCUGGAUGUCGAUUAUACGCGCUCAAUUUUAUUGGAACUAAAUCUUCAUUAGUCUGUACGUGUAAGUGACUACGUCAAUUAUUCUAAACGUUCGGUUGAUGCCACUCGGCCAGAGCCCCGUUAGUCCUCUCUUCGCUCGUCUCCUCUCGCACCGGUUCCUGAGUUACUCGCCUCUCGUUGCGUCGGGCUCGCGGCGUCGUCGUCGCGGCACCGGCGCCCCUCGCCCCUCGCCCCUCGCCCCUCGCCCCUCGCCCCUCGCCCCUCGCCGCCGUCUCGGCCGCCAAGCUCCCUCGGCGCCGCGAACUCGCCGAUUCUUAAAUAGUUAUCGAUGGAAUUCUAGUUAGUUAUAAUUGUCAUUAAAAUCAAUAUAAACGUAUAUAUAGAUAAUUUUAAAAUAACUGGAAAAUGUUAAUGUUGUUAUACUGAAGUUGUUACAAUAUUUGAGAGUAUAUUAACGUGAAUACAGAAUAAUAAUUUUAGUGCGGUACUAUCCGUUUAUCGCGUGGGAAGAUAAUAAAUGCAACGUCGUCCGGAAUAUUUUGUGUAUCGAAUGAAUUCAGAAGGGAAGAGAACAAGGUUGAUACUGUUUCUGUGAUACUGACAAAUACGCCGCGCUGGCACGCUUCCCGCACCCCUAGCGCCGCCCGCCCGCCGAGUGCCCGAGACGCUGCCGUCGCCGACGCCGACGCCGACGCCGACGACACAACACACAACACAACCGUAGCGCUGAGGCACUUGCAUCUAGUAUAUGAUAGCGAGUCGCUUCGCGCGAUGUAGACAUGAUAGGGGCAGGUGAUAAGUUUGGCACUUGUCGCGCUGACGUUGUUAAACGUGGAAUACUCAUACAGUAGCAAGCUACGUGUUGCAUGCGUCAAGCGUAACGACCACGUCGAUAAUGUCGCGUAUAGGUUUAAGCUCCGUACGUAGCAGUAGCACCGCGUCCAAGGUCUAGCUCCGCUGUAGCGGUAUACAGCCUCUCGGGCACGGAGCGCUCGGCCGCGGCCGUAGUCAGCACCCGGACAGCGGCCCGUCGUGUGUAGUCAGUAGAGCCGCACCCACUCUCGUUACUAGCGCUGUUACACUUAGGUAAGUUUCAAUGUUGUAGGCUAAGGUAGCUAGCGAGCCACACGAGCGGCCCGCACACGCGACCGCGCAUCUCAUCUUUUAAUUUUAAUAGCUAAAUGUUGUUGAAUUUGUUGAUAGAGUGGUUUAUCGUAUAGUUUAGAGGUAUAGGUACGUGAAGGCAGCCGUCGGGUGCGCUAGGCUAGUAAGAUACUGAUUCGAUACUGUGUUUAGGAUCAUGGCUGUGCGUUCAAGUCGAACUCAACAUUAAGACAUCACCAUAACGCUUGUUUUGGGCGCGAAUCGCACGCGGCCCGCACUCUGUAUAUAAUUGCAUAGCAUUUUCAUUUACGUUUUCUCCUUGCUCAUUGUCAUCAAUUUAUUAAAGACUGAGGAAUCAACUUGCGCAUAUUGACAUUGUCACGAACGCGUCCCGAGAGGUAGGGAAUAUUGUAAUAUAAUUGUUUGUCAUUAAAAUUUUCACUCGGUUUCAUGUGGAGUCCGACGGACGUAGUCGCGUGCGAUUCCCGCAGUACACUCGCCGUUUUGUAUCAAGUACCGUAAGUUAGGCUAGAUCUAGGAGGGAUUCGUAAGAGUUUACUGGUUUAGGUAUAUAUAGGGGAAGGCACCCAGCAUCGGACGUGCCAGCGCUCAGAGCUUGUGACAGAGCACGACUGGACCCUGGUGUUGCUGUCCUUGUCACUCCCGCGCUCGCAGCCGGCCGGUCCCGUCCGAUGCUGUCGUAGGAUAAGUUUGUCAGAACGUUAGUGAGUGUACGGUGUGUAAGCGCCGCCGCGUGUGGCAUGCGACAUGCGACACGGCGGCUUGCCGCGCGCGCCGCACAUGCCGCACGCCGCGGCGGCCGAGCUGCAGUCUCAAGCGCCGUUCAGUCGUUGUGUCAUCACCUUUACACAUGUUGAGAUUGAUAUGUUGUACUAAUUCUAUUGAAUUAUAACUUGUUGCGUAUAAUAAGUAUGUAUACAGGCGCCGGUUCGGUGCGUUAUGUAUAAUAUCGAUAUGUUGAAAACAUUUGUUGCUGUACAGUUUCAGUGAUGAAAUUUUUAUUUUAUAUUAUUAGUUAUUUUGUUAACUUGGUUUACGACAAACGGGUCUGCAAUCUUAUGUAACGAGAAAUAAUUUCUAAUUAAGUUUGAAUUGAAAUGUUGAAUAAUAUCUAUUGAAUUUAAAUUUGGGUAUAUUAUAGUCAAUGUUAAUAUUUAGUUGUACUGUCGAUAUUGAUUUUCUAAUGAAUGUUAUUUUGCAAUGUUGUAAACGAUACGAGGUAUAAAGGGAGGUUACAAUGUCUUAGUGUUUAAAAGCUCGAAAACCAAUUAAAAGGUACCUUGAACAUUGUCUAUAUUAUAUUAACAUUAAAUAAAUUGCAAAACGA
Molecule: messenger RNA, 5996 nt
Organism: Cydia strobilella
Lineage: Eukaryota; Metazoa; Arthropoda; Insecta; Lepidoptera; Tortricidae
Gene: pasilla
Product: RNA-binding protein Pasilla
Exons: 10
Coding region: 272-1948 (558 amino acids)
Biological process (GO): mRNA splicing, via spliceosome; regulation of alternative mRNA splicing, via spliceosome
Cellular component (GO): nucleus; cytoplasm
Molecular function (GO): mRNA binding
Source: RefSeq, a predicted model, not a curated record